CAGGCUUUGAUUAGUAUUUUAGACUCGUAGCACACGUUUCUCUGGAGCUGAUGUUUUCCUAAAGCUUCCAGCUUGGCUGAAAAAGCUACUUUGCUGGAAUGUUUUAACGGGUUGAAGACCCUCUAGGAUUUGAAGUUCAUUUAAAUUAGUUGAAGGAAAGACUUCUGGCCUCGUCAGAGAAAUAACUGGAAUCAUGGAUCAGAACAACAGCUUGCCACCCUACGCUCAAGGCUUAGCCUCCCCUCAGGGUGCAAUGACUCCAGGAAUUCCAAUUUUUAGCCCGAUGAUGCCGUACGGCACGGGACUGACCCCGCAGCCUGUCCAGAGCACCAACAGUCUGUCCAUCCUAGAGGAACAACAGCACCAGCAGCAGCAGCAGCAGCAGCAAGCAGCGCAGCAAUCUACAUCGCAGCAAGCGACGCAGGGAACGUCUGGUCAAACCCCCCAGCUCUUCCACUCACAGACUCUUACCACAGCCCCUUUACCGGGAACCACACCUCUGUACCCCUCUCCGAUGACUCCGAUGACGCCAAUAACUCCGGCAACACCGGCGUCCGAGAGCUCUGGGAUCGUGCCGCAGCUCCAGAAUAUUGUGUCCACGGUGAAUCUUGGCUGCAAACUCGACCUAAAAACUAUUGCGCUUCGUGCCCGAAAUGCUGAAUAUAAUCCCAAGCGUUUUGCUGCUGUCAUUAUGAGAAUAAGAGAACCACGUACUACGGCGCUGAUUUUCAGCUCUGGAAAAAUGGUGUGCACAGGAGCAAAAAGUGAAGAGCAGUCUAGGCUGGCAGCAAGGAAGUAUGCAAGAGUUGUUCAGAAGCUGGGGUUUCCUGCAAAAUUUUUGGAUUUUAAAAUUCAGAACAUGGUGGGCAGCUGUGAUGUAAAAUUUCCCAUCAGACUAGAAGGAUUGGUACUCACGCACCAGCAGUCCAGCAGCUACGAGCCAGAAUUGUUCCCUGGCUUAAUCUACAGAAUGAUCAAGCCAAGAAUUGUUCUGCUUAUUUUUGUUUCGGGAAAAGUGGUUUUAACUGGUGCGAAAGUACGAGCAGAAAUCUAUGAAGCGUUUGAAAACAUCUAUCCUAUUUUAAAGGGAUUCCGAAAGACAACGUAACAGUUCCGACGCCUUUCAGCAAAAUCGGGGGUCUCUUUUAAAAGGUAUUGGGUAUGGCACAGCAGUAACGAGAGACGGACUUGAAGCGAAGCUGCACCACCAGGACUCGGACUCCUUCCCAGCCAGUGCCUCCUUCCCCCAUCCUCGAGGGGAACUGCGUUCUUGAUUACGUCUACUGAGUUACUGUGAGUUGCUUUACUGGGCUGUGCCUGGAGCAGCCCCUCCGAGUUUUAUUUAUAUCCUAGCUUUUAAAUAGUUUUAAUGCCAGUUCUACGAAUAAAAAAUCCAUAAGUUGGUUUAGAAGACAAAUGCAACUGUGUCACCCAAGUGUAUAAACCACUGAAAUUGCCAUGUAUAUAAGUUUUAACUUCCUUCCAUGAGACCACGGUUUUUAUAAUUUUCAGAACUUGAGCUUUUAAAUUUUUUCAAUUUUAAAUUUCUUUCGUGCCAGACACAUUCCCUCUUUCCAGUAUUAAGCAAGACAGAAUAAAUUUAUUAAUGAAAAUGGCUCACUGUACAUAUAUAUAUAAUAUAUACCUUCCUUCUCUUUCCUCCUUCAGCUCCACAUGUACAAUAAACCCUCUUUAUACAA
Molecule: messenger RNA, 1700 nt
Organism: Opisthocomus hoazin
Lineage: Eukaryota; Metazoa; Chordata; Aves; Opisthocomiformes; Opisthocomidae
Source: RefSeq, a predicted model, not a curated record